GUUCUAUUUCCAAUUUUCAUUUCAUAUUUAACACAAUGGAAAGCAUCUUAGAACAACAAAGAAAAGCUCAUGAAGAAAUUGAACGUUUAGAACAAGCUAUUGUAGAUCAAUUUAUUAAGGAAACAAAAUCUGUUGGUUUGCAACAUAAAGAAAGAUUAAUACGAGAGCAUAGAGUUAGCGAUUUCCUUGAUAGAAUUAGUUCCAGAAGUAAAUUUUUACACGAGUUAUAUGAGGAUACUGACGGAGCACGAAAAACUGAAAUCGAUGCUUUAUCUGGUACUUCAGAAUUUAGUGAAUUUUACGGUAGAUUGAAAGCAAUUAAAGAUUAUCAUAGAAGAUAUCCUAAUGAAACUGUUGAACCUUUGGAAUUGGAAUUUAUUAAUCAGUCUAAACAAAAUGGAGAUGAUGAUGAAAUUGAUAAACUUUUUUCGGGUGAAGAAGGGAGUGGUCGUUUUUUAGAUUUACAUGCUCUUCAUGAACAAUACGUAAAUUUAAAAAAUUUUAAAAAAACUGAUUAUUUAACUUAUUUAAGUGAAUUUGAUCACUUUUCGGAUUAUCCAAAAGAACAUAAAUAUAAUGGAGAAUAUCUCAAAUACUUGAAAGAAUUGAAAAAUUAUUUAGAGAGUUUUUUCAAAAGGGUUAAACCGCUUUCUAAUUUAGACGAUAUAAGGAAUGAGGCUGAAAGAGAAUUUAAUGAAAAAUGGGCACAAGGCAAAGUUCAUGGGUGGGAAAAACAAAUUGGUGCAGAUGAUGAUUCUACUGAUUUGUUUUGCGUGGCAUGUAAAAAAGCUUAUUCAAAAAAGACUGUAUAUGAUGCUCAUUUGAAAAGUAAAAAACAUAUAAAAUCCGCAAAAUCAAUGAUAGAGAAAGGAAUUACAUCAGUAGAUUCAGAAACGUAUGAAAAAUUAAAAAAAGAAGUAGAUGAAGGAAAAGAUAAACGUGAAAAAGAAAUUGCAUUUACUGAAGCAUUGAUACAAAAAUACGCUGAAGUUUUAGGUUCUCAACGUGAAGAUACUAAAGCCAAUGUUGAAAGAAAACGAGCUUUAACUGAUCGUGAACGAAGAAUGGAAUUAGAGACGGAAGAAGUGGAUGAUGUAGAAUCAGAAUCAGAAGAUGAAGAUAAAAUUUACAAUCCACUUAAAUUACCUCUUGGUUGGGAUGGUAAGCCAAUUCCAUAUUGGCUUUAUAAAUUACAUGGUCUUGGUGUUGAGUAUCCAUGCGAAAUUUGUGGCAAUUACGUAUAUAUGGGAAGGAAAGCAUUCGAUAGGCAUUUUCAAGAAUGGAGACAUGCUCAUGGAAUGAGAUGUUUGGGAAUACCUAACACCCGUCAUUUUCAUGAAAUUACAUUAAUCGAAGAUGCUUAUGCUUUAUGGGAGAAACUCAAAAGUACGGGUAAAACUGAUGAAUUUAAAGCAGAUACGAUGGAAGAAUUUGAGGAUCAAGAGGGAAAUGUAUUUAAUAAAAAGACUUACGACGAUUUAAAGAGACAAGGAUUAUUAUAAUAAUUUCAUUCAUAUAUAUUAUAUACAGUAUAUAUAUAAAGAUAGACAAGCUUAAAGCUUUAUUAAUCAAUAUAAGGCAGCUUCAUAUAAAUAAUACGCGAUUUUUUAUUAUUAUAUCGUGAAUUUAUUUAUUAUGCACGAAUUCUUUUAACAAUGACAAAAAUUACUUUUUUUUUUUAUUUAUUGAAUAUUUUUUAUACAAGCAUUUACUCAUCAUCUUCAUUUAAAGUUAUUAUUUCGCGAUCAUUUCCAUUUCCGGCCAGUCUCAAUAUUCCUUCUUGUUCUAAAGAAUUUACCAUGGUCUCAAAUUGUUUUUCGUUAAUUUUCUAUGUAAAAUAAAAUAUAUAUUAAUGGGCUUUUCAUGAAGUUUCAUAUGUUUUCUUGUGUUAUUAUUACUUACUACAUCAGAUUGUUCGUUAAAAU
Molecule: messenger RNA, 1925 nt
Organism: Rhizophagus irregularis DAOM 181602=DAOM 197198
Lineage: Eukaryota; Fungi; Glomeromycota; Glomeromycetes; Glomerales; Glomeraceae
Biological process (GO): mRNA splicing, via spliceosome
Cellular component (GO): nucleus; spliceosomal complex
Molecular function (GO): zinc ion binding; RNA binding
Source: RefSeq, a predicted model, not a curated record